GAGGUGACUUUGAGCAAGCACUUAGUCUGGGAACCCUCACAUACUAGAGUCACUGGGGAGAUUUCCUGCCUCUGAAAUAGGAUUAGGAGUACCUUUGGCAAGAGGGUGAGGGAAAAGAUGACCACUGAACAGGCCGCUCUGAAUCUCCAGGAUAAGAGUAUGAGGGGAUUCCUGCUCAGGAUACCAGCAGAGGAGAUUAAACAGGAGCCCAAUGAGGAGCUACUGAAACAGUGGGAAGACCAGUGGCAGGAGUUCCUGAAGACGGUGGAGUCUCCUCAGUCCAGAGCGGGAGCCCCACAGAAGCAAGAAGAAGCCUCACCCUGGGAUGACGCCAAGGCCUUCCUGGCCUCCUUCGAGCAAGUGGCUGAAGCCUGCCGGUGGCCCAGGGAAGAAUGGGUGACCCGGCUCCUGCCAGCCCUCAGUGGAGAAGCCAAGCAGGCCUUUAACAGGCUGGAAGGCAGAGACAGGAAGGAUUAUGGGAAGGCGAAGGCAGCCAUCUUGCUAGGGGAUGCCAUCAGCCGGGAGAAGCAGCGCCAGCACUUCCGGCAUUUCCGCUACCAGGAGGCCGAGGGCCCGAGAGGGGUUUAUAACCAACUCCAGGAACUCUGCCGACGGUGGCUGAAGGUCGAGAGGCACUCCAAGGAGCAGAUUCUGGAGCUGUUGAUCCUGGAGCAGUUCCUGACUGUCCUGCCCCCAGAGAUCCAGAGCUGGGUGAGGGAACGUGGCCCGGAGACCUGUUCCCAAGCAGUGGCCCUGGCUGAGGAUUUCCUGUGGAUGCAGAAAGAGUCUUUGAGGUGGGAGCAGCAGAUGCUGAUCACAGCGGGGCCAGCAGGGGAGGUGGCCACCUCUGCUUCCGAGGCAGAGCAGGCUCUGUCUGAUGCCGGAAAGAGGCCUCUGUACAUAGAGCUCAAGCAGGAGGUGGACAGGGAGACCUUGAGCAUCCAGGUUGGUGACGUCCGAGGAAGUGAAAAUGGAGGAAACCUGUUCGGGGUCCCCUCAGCAGAAACCGAGCGUCAAAGGAUGGAAGAGAAUUUUGUGAGUCAGAACGGUCACAAGAGGAGGGUGCGGAACCACCAGACGGAGAAGUGGAGGAAAAAACCCGGUCCUUGUCAAGGGGGCGGGUUCCAUGAGGCCCCGGUUCGGGAACAAAAACCGAAGGAAAAGUACAAAUGCAACGUGUGCGCGAAAAUCUUCAGCUACAAAUCGAGCCUUAAGAUACACCUGAGGAUCCACACCGGAGAGAAGCCGUACAAAUGCUCGGAGUGCGGGAAGGGCUUCAGCCGGAGCGACCUCCUUGCUUCCCAUCAGAGAAUCCACACAGGGGAGAAACCAUACAGCUGCUCGCACUGCGGGAAGAGCUUUUGCGAUCUCUCAACCCUCAUUAAGCAUCGGAGAAUCCACACAGGGGAGAAGCCCUACACGUGCCUGGAGUGCGGAAAGUGUUUCAGCCAGAAGGCAAUCCUGACUUCGCAUCAACGAAUCCACACCGGGGAGAAACCGCACAAAUGCCUGGAGUGCGGGAACAGCUUCAGCCGGAACACGUACCUGACUUCCCACCAAAGAAUCCACACGGGGGAGAGGCCGUUUAAAACUGUAAACUGCAAUGAAGGCUUUCCUGAACAGCCCAGCAUUUCCUGCCCUCAGAGGAUUCACAUAGAGUAUUCGGACUAUGGCGAGAGUCUGGGUCAGCACCCGGUAGUCAUGACUCGUCAGAACCUGUACUCAUUAAACGAUUCUAUCAGGGUUUUCGAAGCAGAAGAAAAACCUCGUUUGGAGGCAGGAUCCUAUGGGACUGCAAAGCCGUCUGCGAAGUAGCUGCUCCUCUGGCCACCGCUGGCUUUGCCUCCUGGCAACCAGGUG
Molecule: messenger RNA, 1860 nt
Organism: Heteronotia binoei (common prickly gecko)
Lineage: Eukaryota; Metazoa; Chordata; Lepidosauria; Squamata; Gekkonidae
Product: zinc finger and SCAN domain-containing protein 30-like
Exons: 3
Coding region: 118-1815 (565 amino acids)
Cellular component (GO): nucleus
Source: RefSeq, a predicted model, not a curated record